AUGGGCUACCUCUACUAUCUCCUGCACCCGUUCGAGCUGCGCUCCAUCCUGCAAUGGAAGGUCUACCACGACCCGGUGCACAGGCGUGACGAGGCCAACGAGUCGCCCGAGAUGAAGGAGUGCUUCCGCUUCCUCGACCUCACCAGCCGCAGCUUCUCCGCCGUCAUCAAGGAGCUCAACCACGAACUGCUCUACCCCAUGACGCUCUUCUACCUCGUCCUGCGCGGCCUCGACACGAUUGAGGACGACAUGACCAUCCCGCUGGACAAGAAGGUGCCCCUGCUGCGCAACUUCCACAAGACGAUGCAGCAGGACGGCUGGCAGUUCCACGGCAGCGUCGAGAAGGACAAGGAGCUGCUCGAGAAGUUUGACGUGGUCGUCACCGAGCUCAAGAAGCUCGGCAAGGCCCACUUUGAGAUCAUCGAGGACAUGACGCUCAAGAUGGGCAACGGCAUGGCCGACUACGCCGAGAACGACUUUAUGAUCAAGAACGGCGUGCAGACCAAGAAGGAGUACAACCUGUACUGCCACUAUGUCGCCGGCCUCGUCGGCGAGGGCUGCACCCGCCUCUUCCUCGCCUCGGACCUGGCGCACCCCAAGCUGGCCGAGCGCCCGAACCUCACAGAGUCCAUGGGCCAGUUCCUGCAAAAGACCAACAUUAUCCGCGACAUUGCCGAGGACUGGGAGGAGGGCCGCCGCUGGUACCCCAAGGAGAUUUGGAGCAAGCACGUCGACGAGUGGGAGCACAUGUUCGACCCCAAGUACAGGGAGCAGGCCCUCAACGUCGUGUCCGAGAUGGUGCUCGACGCGCUCAAGCACGUCGAGGAGUGCCUGUUCUACAUGGCCGGCAUGAAGGACCAGAGCGUGUUCAACUUUGUCGCCAUCCCCCAGGGCAUGGCCAUUGCCACGCUCGAGGUCGUCUUCCGCAACCCGGCCGUGCUGGAGCGCAACGUCAAGAUCACAAAGGGCGCCGCCUGCCAGAUCAUGCUCGAGUCGACGCAGAACCUGCAGGUCGAGUGCGACGUGUUCAAGCGCUACGUGCGCCUGAUCCAGGAGAAGAACGACCCCCGGGAUCCCAACUUCCUCGCCAUCUCGGUGCAGUGUGCCAAGAUUGAGCAGUUCAUCGAGACACUAUACCCCCGCCAGAACCCCGAGAAACUGUCGACGGAGAAUGCGCAGUUGCAGCGCAAGGAGCCGACGACAGACCCCGGCGAGGCCGCCGUCAUCUUCCUGGUGGCGCUGGCCUGCUUGGUCUUCAUCACAGCCAUCAUGAUUGGUACCGCCUGGUUGUUUGGCGCGAAGUUCGGCCACAUCCUCGACGACAUGGGCCCCGCGGCCAAGGGAUGGACCUCGAGUGUCUCCGACCCGUCCGCUGUUCGCGACGAGCUGUAA
Molecule: messenger RNA, 1392 nt
Organism: Emericellopsis atlantica
Lineage: Eukaryota; Fungi; Ascomycota; Sordariomycetes; Hypocreales; Bionectriaceae
Product: isoprenoid synthase domain-containing protein
Exons: 2
Coding region: 1-1392 (463 amino acids)
Biological process (GO): farnesyl diphosphate metabolic process; ergosterol biosynthetic process
Cellular component (GO): endoplasmic reticulum membrane
Molecular function (GO): squalene synthase [NAD(P)H] activity
Source: RefSeq, a predicted model, not a curated record